Molecule: messenger RNA, 1134 nt
Organism: Acanthosepion pharaonis
Lineage: Eukaryota; Metazoa; Mollusca; Cephalopoda; Sepiida; Sepiidae
Source: the annotation of a GenBank genome assembly
AUGUUUUUGUUUUUUUGCUGCCUUCUUCAUUUUUUUCCUUCUUCAUUUUUUUCCCUUCUUCAUUUUUUUCCUUCAUUUUUUUCCUUCUUCAUUUUUUUUCCUUCUUCAUUUUUUUCCCUUCUUCAUUUUUUUCCUUCUUCAUUUUUUUCCUUCUUCAUUUUUUUCCUUCUUCAUUUUUUUCCUUCUUCAUUUUUUUCCUUCUUCAUUUUUUUUCCUUCUUCAUUUUUUCCUUCUUCAUUUUUUUCCUUCUUCAUUUUUUUCCUUCUUCAUUUUUUUCCUUCUUCAUUUUUUUUCCUUCUUCAUUUUUUUUCUUCUUCAUUUUUUUUUUUCUUCUUCAUUUUUUUUUUUCUCUUCAUUUUUUCCUUCUUCAUUUUUUUUUUCCUUCUUCAUUUUUUUUUUUUCUUCAUUUUUUCCUUCUUUUUUUUUCCUUCAUUUUUUUUUCUUCUUCAUUUUUUUUUCUUCUUCAUUUUUUUUCCUUCUUCAUUUUUUCCUUCUUCAUUUUUUUUUCCUUCUUCAUUUUUUUUUUUCCUUCUUUUUUUUUUUCUUCUUCAUUUUUUCCUUCUUCAUUUUUUUUCCUUCUUCAUUUUUUUUUCUUCUUUUUUUUUCUUCUUCAUUUUUUCCUUCUUCAUUUUUCCUUCUUCAUUUUUUUUCCUUCUUCAUUUUUUUUUCCUUCUUCAUUUUUUUCCUUCUUCAUUUUUUCCUUCUUCAUUUUUUUCCUUCUUCAUUUUUUUUCUUCUUUUUUCAUUUUUUUUUUUUCUUCUUCAUUUUUUUCCUUCUUCAUUUUUUUCCUUCUUCAUUUUUUUCCUUCUUCAUUUUUUUUUUUUCUUCUUCAUUUUUUCCUUCUUCAUUUUUUUUCUUCUUCAUUUUUUUCCUUCUUCAUUUUUUUUCUUCUUCAUUUUUUUUCCUUCUUCAUUUUUUUUCCUUCUUCAUUUUUUUCCUUCUUCAUUUUUUUUCCUUCUUCAUUUUUUUCCUUCUUCAUUGUUUUCCUUCUUCAUUUUUUUUCCUUCUUCAUUUUUUUCCUUCUUUAUUUUUUCCCUUCUUCAUUUUUUUUCCUUCUUCAUUUUUUUCCUUCUUCAUUUUUUUUCCUUAUUUCUCUUUAUCUUCAUAAUUCAUUUCUUUCUAUCUUUUUUUUAA